Molecule: messenger RNA, 13540 nt
Organism: Anneissia japonica
Lineage: Eukaryota; Metazoa; Echinodermata; Crinoidea; Comatulida; Comatulidae
Product: dystrophin-like
Exons: 71
Coding region: 93-11870 (3925 amino acids)
Biological process (GO): synaptic signaling
Cellular component (GO): plasma membrane
Molecular function (GO): protein binding; zinc ion binding
Source: RefSeq, a predicted model, not a curated record
AGUGAGAGUGGUGUAUUGUCUGCUCUUGACUCGUUUCUAUUUUUUUUAUGGGAUUCUUAAAUAGUUUGUUGAAAAGAAAGUGAACCAGUAACAUGCAGAAUGAAUUAAGAUUAUCUUUUGAUAAAAAGGAUCGAGAAAUCAGACAGUUUUUUACAAAAGAUGAUGAAAGGGAAGAUAUACAGAAGAAAACAUUCUCCAAGUGGGUGAAUGCACAAUUAGUUAAGGUUGAUAAGUGUCCAAUUGAGGAUUUGUUUUGUGACCUUCGUGAUGGUAACAAGCUUUUAAGUCUGUUAGAAGUCCUAUGCCAGAAACAAUUUGCCAGAGAAAAAGGUCGUAUGAGAGUUCACCAUCUUAAUAAUGUCAACAGAGCUUUGCAGAUUCUAGAAAGAAACAACGUGAGGUUGGUGAACAUUAGUAAUAAUGACAUUGUAGAUGGAAACCCAAAGCUGACCCUAGGAUUAGUCUGGACUAUAAUUUCCCACUGGCAGGCUAAGGAUAUAAUGAAAGGAGCAGACAUGGAGGAAGACACUGGCCCAGAGAAAACAGUUCUUGCCUGGUGCAAGAAGAAUACGGAGGGGUAUUUAAAUGUAGAUAUUACAAAUUUUACUACAAGCUGGACAGAUGGUCUGGCGUUCUGCGCACUCAUUCAUAAAUUCAGACCAGAUCAGUUAGACUACAAUGCAAUGCUAAAGAACACCCCUGAAUCUAGACUUCAACACGCAUUUGAUGCUGCACAUGAAUCCAUGAAUAUUGCAAAGUUAUUGGAUCCUGAAGAUGUCCAUGUUGAUCAUCCUGAUAAGAAAUCUAUUUGGAUGUACGUUGCAAGUUUAUAUCAAGUACUACCUCAGCAGCCCGCUCUCAUACAGCCACAGCCCACUCGUAAUGCUACCAACGGCACCGUCAAACCACCGGUAGAGCACGCCACUUCUCGUCCUCUGUCAACAGAUGUAAGUGGCAUUGACCUAAAGAAAUAUCAGAUUAUGAUGGAGAAUGUGUUGACUUGGCUUUUAGAGGCCGAAGAACAGCUCCGCUUACAGGAACCCAUGUCAGAAGAUGUUGAUCGAGCUAAAGAACAGUUUCACAUGCAUGAGGACUUCAUGAUGGAACUCACUGAUCACCAGGGAAGUGUCGGUGACGCCUUAAAAAACGGAAACCAGUUGAUAUUAAAUGGCGAAAUUUCAGACGAAGUUGAAAACGAAAUACGAGAACAAAUGAGCUUAUUGAAUAAUCGAUGGGAAAACUUAAGAGUUUCUGCAAUGGAAAGACAAUCACAGUUACACGAAGUGCUGAUGGAUCUACAACAGCAGCAAUUAGAUGGCUUGGGCGAGUGGCUUACAAAAACAGAGCGGAGUAUCACUACACAAACAAGCAUUGGUUCGAGCUUAGAGGAAAUCAAAGCACAGGUUGAUCAACAUAGGCAUUUACAGGAAGACUUAGAGCAAGAACAAGUGCGUGUAAAUUCCCUCACACAUCUCGUGGUCGUCGUGGAUGAAAAUAGUCCUGAAAAUGCAACAGCCCUUCUUGAGGAACAGUUAAACAGUCUAGGGGAACGUUGGGCUAAGGUCUGCCAGUGGACUGAGCAACGAUGGGCUGUACUUCAGGAGGUGUUACUAAACUGGCAGAAACUGGAAGAUGAGGAGAAACGAUUUGAAGAUUGGCUCAGCUCCAAGGAAGCGCUGCUUGCCGAAAUGCAACACGUUGAUUUCAAUGAUUCAAAUGCUACUAUGCAACAAGUUAAUAAAUUGAAGGUUCUUGAGGAAGAACUAGAAGAACAGCAUCGGGAGUUUGCCCGGCUCAAUCGCAGCUCUGGUGAUGUCAUCAAACACUUACCCACCAACAGUAAAGCUACAAUAAACAUACAAAAUAAGUUGGAAGAGUUCGCUCAGAAAUGGGACAAUAUUGUUCAGAAGGUGGAACACAACUCAAAACAGGUUGCCGAGCAAAGUAAACUCAAUGCCAUCACUGUUGUUGAUGGAACUGAUUCCGAAAUACGCAUCACAGAACCCUUGAUCACCAACUCCAUACACCAAACGGUUCAUAUGUCACCGGUUGAGAUCAAAUCCAUGUCCCUGAAACGAGCCCCAGAGGAAAGCGCACUGAAGAGGCAGUUUGACAGUGAGCUGGGGAGUCUAGUGACGUGGUGUGAUGAUGUGGAGAGCAUGCUUCUUGAUUCGCAGGCUCCUACAGGUCUAGAUGCAGAUCUGAAUCGACAGAUUCAGCAAUUUGAAGACUUAGAAAGAGAACUUGAUGAUAAAAAGAAACGAAUGAAACAGGCUACAGAACUUGGGAAUAAACUUGUUUUAGCCAACAAAGAAGAAGAAGAUGUGAAAGAAUCUAUAAAGGAUACACUUGAGAAUUUCAUCGAACGAUGGGAUGAUAUUUGUACACUCCACAAAGAACGAAAACUUCUACUAAACAAUGCUACCCUUCACCAAGAGUUCCUAGAUGAAUUACACCAUAUAGAAAACACCCUGAGGGAGGUAGAUGACUGGCUGGAAGAGCAAGCACCAGCUGAUAGUAAUGUACAGAAAAUAAAGUUACAAAUAGAUGAAUGUCAAAAACAACAAAAAGAAAUGAGUUCACAACUUCCAUCUUUGAACAAAAUUAACUCUAUAGCAACAAAACUCGAGUCUCAGAAUUCGAGUCUUGUGCCUGUAGUGAAAGGAGACCUGAAUAUUGUCAAAGCAAGUUGGGAAAGGUCAGAAACCAAGCUGCAGACACGUGAAAUGGAACUGCAGAAAGUUCUUGAGAGUGUGCCAUCUACGGAUUACAUCGAGGCCAUGAAGGCUCUCUUGCAUUGGCUUGAAGGUGUGGAUAAGGCUUUGAAGUCCGAAGAGUUUGUAGUAUCUGACCAGGAUACCAUGGAAGAGCAGGCACAGAAAUAUAAGGAACUUCAGUCAACCAUCAGCCAACAACAGACGAAUUAUGAUUAUGUAACCAAAAUGGGUCGUGAUUUGACGAGACGAUUUCCUGGCUCUGUGUCAGCUACUAAUGUUCAAGCUGACCUCGAUCGUCUGCAAAGUCAGUGGCGGGAAGUGUCUAGCGUGGUUGAUGAAAGGCAGGGUAACUUAGAGACUGUGCUUGGAGAGUUGAAGCUAUGGCAGGAGGAAGUUAAUGGGCUUAAGAGUUGGAUGGAGGCUGUCAACAAGUUCUUGUCUACUGAAGAUGUUGCAUUUGGAGAUGCCGGUCUCUUACAAGCCCAACUUGACCAGAACAAGGCUCUGCAUACCGACAUUGGUACACUACAGCUAAACACAAACAGUAUUAAUGAACUCGGUAAAAAAUUAGCAGCAACAGCUGAACCAGAGUUUGCAGCCAAGAUGACAUCUGACCUCAGCAAGCUAAAUGCCGAAUGGUCCAGGAUAUUGUUGCUUACAAAAGAACAGCACGAGAGUUUGGAAUCUGCGCAGGCAAACCUAUUGAAACUAAAGGAGGACAUGGAAAAGACGAGGGAAUGGAUUGCAAGAAUCAACAAAGAUUACGGCCAACAGGACGUCUCGGCAUUGGACUCUGCAGAAAUUCAGAACAAAAUUAAGAUAUUGAAGAUGGGUCAAGAUGAGUUGAGAAGCAAAAAUCCUUCUCUUUGGAGGAAUCGGCAUCUGGAUAUCAUUACUAAAGCCUCAUUAUCUGCUAAUGAUAAUCUGAAUUUAGAACUUGCAACCUUGGAAAAAAAUUGGAAAUUGGAAAUGAACAAACUAGAGUCCAAAUGCAAGAUUUUAACAGAGGCAGGCGAGAACUGGAAGAAGUUAAAGAGGUUAUUGUCGGAAGAGUCUACUUGGAUGGAUGGUUUCUCCAAGAAGCUUGACAACCCUUCAGCUAGUCUAGAUGCAGAGGAAAUAUCCGAAGAGAUUGAUGUGCUGGAAUCUUCUCUCCAAAAACAUGUUGUGGAAUAUAAAGAUCAAGUAAACAGUAUAGCAAGAGGUCUAACAGAACAGAACAUCAUGGUUGCCAACGUUGAAAGAGAAGUCCAGCAGUAUAAUGUUCGUUCAGAAGAAGUUACAAAGAGGGCAAAGCGAAGACAAUCAACGUUAGAAACAAAUGUACAGUUACUUCAGAGAUUGGAAAGGGACAUGCUCUCCCUACAGAAUUGGAUCACCACUGUUGACAAGACACUUAUGGGCAGGCUAGCCUCAAAGAUCUCUGCCACUGAUGUCCCUGAGGAAUUUGAGCAAUUGAGGUUAGAGUUUGCAUCUAGAGAGACUGAUUAUGAUGACAUCGAUAGCCGGGCUCAUGGUCUCAUAGAGCAGACGCACGAGGGCGCCUCCCAUAGGAUGCAGCAGCAGAUAGACAUGCUUAGGAAAAACCUUGAUGAGUUGCAGUUUAAGUUUCGUAAGUUCCAAAAACCAGCUGACUUCGAACCAAAAAUGCUGCAUGUUAAAGAAAUCCUAGAGCGUGUCAAUGAGGGAAUAAAGGUCCUUGACCUCAAAAAUUGUGAACCUGAGGUCAUUCAAACGCAGCUCGAUGCCUGCAUGGGCUUUUACAAGACAUUAAGCGAGGUGAAAGCCGAAGUAGAAUGGGUCAUCAAAUCCGGCCGAAACAUUGUCGAGAAGCGUCAGCUGGAGAACCCUGCCGAGUUGACAGAGAGAUUAAACGGACUGAAGCAGCUGUACAACGUUCUCGGAAAACGAGUAACAGAAGGAAAGCAGGAACUAGAGAAAGCACUGAAGCUAUCGCGCAAACUCAAGAAGGAAGUGAUUGCAUUAAGUGAAUGGAUGAAAACUGUCGGAGAUGAGUUGAAUCGAAGGGAAUCGCUGAACAAAAUUGCAGACGAUUUAAAGGAAGAACAAGAGUGGAUGGAGAAACUGGAGUUUGAGUCAAGAAAAUGUAAACCUAAAUUGAAUGAGAUGAGGGAUGUGUCGGAGAAGUUGUCAAGACUUAGCAAGUGUGAUACGAUGAUGCCUUUGCAAGAAGAUGUCAUUCAGUUAGAAAAACAGUAUGCAGACUUCCAAGAAAAGAUUCUGAUGAGGAAGAAUGCAAUAAAGGAGCACCAGGAUCGCAUCAACACGCUAAAAAGCAACGUGAGUAGCAUACGAUUGUGGUUGACAGCGGUGGAGAAGUCUUUGCGUACGUCUGACAGGCUGUCCCGAGAAGAUAAGGCCGCACCAGAAGAGAUUAAUAAGUACAAGAAACUGCAAGAUGAGGCAAAUGAACUAGUUGUACGUGUUGAAGAGACAAGAGAUGAAGCCAUGGAGCUUAUGCAAGGUGGGGGCGAAGGUCGUAGAGUAGUUGAACCAGAGCUCAUUGCGCUAAACCAAAAAUGGGAGGAAGUUUGCAGACGAGUUAAGGAUCAGAUAGCAGUACAGAAGCAGCUAGUUGCUGAGUUGGAAGCCGAGGAGAGCCUGAAAGAGGAGCAGGCUCGAGUGACUGCUGCUACGAACCUUGAGGAACCUGUUGGGAUGGAGAUCGAGGACGUCCAGGAGGCUCAAUUGGUUGUCAUGCCAAACAAUUUCUCAGAGUCACUACGUGAUGGUUACGAAGAUUUAACUGCCAAUGACAGCAUUGUUAUUGGGAACAAAAUGGUUGUUGAUGAAAAUGAAAUCGAGGAGAUGAUGUUGUCUCCUGUUGAGAAUAACAUUGAGAAUUCCAUUGAAAAUGAAGUUGAAUCAGUUGAGAUUAUUCCCAUUGAAAUGAAACUUGAAAAAUCAGCACCAUUAGAAGCGCUUGAUAAUGAGCCACAGCUUAUUAACGAAUGCAUUGAGAUGACAAAUACAAAACCAGUGGAGUGUAGCACCACAUUAGAAGACUUUUUUAAUAAGAUGGAAUCGGAGAAAGACCAGAGUGAAAAUGCUCAGAAAAGUCACCAAGACCAAAACUCACAAGGUGAAAUGAGUUACGUUACCGAGUUCAAUGAGAUUUUGGAUCAGACAUUGUUUGCUAUUAAUCUGUUUGACAAUCGUUUAGUUGAUGGUAACCUAAAACGAGAAGAUUUUGAAAAUGAUCUUGAAAACACAAUAUUGGAAACCGACGAGACGAUAGCAAGUCUUGAGCCGGACAUUCAAGACUUAAUCAACCGAGGCGAGCAAAUCAUUGAUGAGGCGAGGACAAGGGAACCAAAAAAUGCCUCGCUGAUUGCAAUUAAACUGAACAAACUACGGGGACAAUGGAUGACCGUGAAGAGGGAUGCGGAGCAAAAAAAGAAUACAAUGCAACUAGUGGUACCACAGUGGUAUCAAUAUCAAAAGGACACACAUGAUCUUGAUCGGUGGCUUGUUACUAUCGAGCUUGAGCUAGAGGCAGCCAAAAACGAUGACUCUAAAUUGGAGGAAUUACAUGAUGAGAUGGAAAAAAGACGCCGAGAUCUUGAACAGCUUAAUGCACAGGGCGACCAACUCGGUAGACAGGGAGCACAACCAGUCAUUGAGCCUGCGAUGGUAACCCUAAACAAACGAUGGCUAGAAGUGGAGUCGCAAUUUAAGCAGUACAAACGCCCAGUUAUUGAAGACGUAAUCGUUGAGGAAACGGUGAAAACCGUGCACACAGCGUUCACAUUUGAGGAGCCACAGGAAGAUAAACACGUAGAGGAAAAUGUUAAACAGUUUGAAAUGCAACUCGAAUCUAUAAAAACAAAAAUUGCUGAAAUCGAAAAGGAUAUGAAUGGGUCAUGCUUAGCAAGCACUCUACCAUUUGAGAAUAUAUCCGACAAAGAAGAAAAGUGCAAGGCUAUAAAGGAAGCUCUUGAUACACUGACUGCCAAUGUUGAGGGCGUGAGUGCAGAACAGCAUGCUGUCCUGUGUGGAACUACUGCUGAGCAAAAGAAACGAUUAGAAGCCAAUAUGGAGCGUAUGAAAGGCCAACUGAGCCAAGUUGAAAAUGACUUUAAAGACAGAGAAAGCAACUUCGAGGUAAAUAUCGUCCAGUGGCGGCAACUGCAUUCUGAUUUGCAAAGCCUUGCAAGUUGGUUGACGGAGGCUGAGGCUAUUGUGAGGGAAUGCAAAAACUCUGAUGGGGAACUAAUCAUCACCGAAACGAAAAAAAAAGAGCCUGUUCUUGAAGAUGGCAUCGCAAGACACCAGCAGACAGUCACUAGUUUGAACCAUACUGGAACACUUGUGAUUCAAGGCUUACCAGCAGUUGAUGGAAACAUGCUGCAGGAGAAGUUAGACCACUUGAAUGUAAGAUGGAGAGUGGUCUGCACUGAGGUUGCCUCCUGGAAAGAGAAAUUUGAAGAAACUACUAACAAAAUGGAUGAAUACCAAGAAGAAUUGAUGGAGAUAAUCCAGUUUACUGAAGAGUUGGAAAAACUUGCAUCCUCUCCCCCUCCACUCCCUGGAAACAUUGAUGCACUCAAGACAAAGCUACAGGUUGUUAAGGAACGCGAGGAAGCAUUGAACAGACGACAAGAACAGUGCUUGCGGUUGCAACAGAAUGGCCAGAAACUGCUUUUAUCGGGCGCUGUAGCUGAGAAACAAGCCCAGGAUAUUAAAAGUUCCUUAAACAAUUUGAAUGAUAUUUGGCAAAAGGUUACGUACGCUCUACCAAAAUACCGACUUCAAUUAGAGGAUAAAAUACAUGUUACAUCAACUUUUUCCGAGGAGCUAGAAGAGUUACUGCUUUGGGUGUGUGCUAGCAUGGAGCUCCUUAAAACACAGCAAGGGCCGGUUGGAUCCGUAACCGAAGACGGUGAAAACGAUUCAGUAAUCGUUGACGCAACGACUAUGCAGGAAGCGAUUCAUGCCCGGCAGGCCAACCUGGAUAGCGUAAAUGCAACGGCGGAGAGGAUGAAUAGGGAUGGGGACAGCCUUGGUAUUUGCAUACCACAUAAUAUUCAGCAGAAGGUAGAAAAACUAAAUGGCGAUUGGCAGAAACUUCAGCAUCUUGCAGCCCAACUUAAACCAAUCAAGUCACUGAGUAUUGAAGAAGACAUCUGGGUACAACAACAAGAAGUGCAGCAAACACCUUGUCCGCCAUCCUUUAGGGAAUCAAUCGGGCAUUCUCCAUGGCCAGAAUUUGACAAUGCUGUUGCAGAACUCCGAGACUGGCUCAGACUGCUGGAUCAUAUGCUGAGAUCGCAGACAGUAACUGUCUGCGACCUGCAAGAGAUCGAGGAAAUGAUUGGUAAACAGAAGGGGGUCUGGUCCGGUAUACUGCCCAUGUUCUACACAUUAGGUCCCAACGAUCGACAGCUUAUCGGGGCAAUGGUGGUAGACAUAAUGACUAUGCUAGCCCAACUUGAGUUUACAUUUGACCAUUGCAUGUCGCUACUACAAGAUAUUGAUGGAAAGCGCCCUCAACUUGAUCUGUUAGUCAGCAAAGCAAAGACUAUUCAACAAGAAUCCGAAAAUGAAACGAACAAAGAACAACUACAGGAGAAGAUUGAAAGACUUGUAGCUUUAUUUGACGAGGCUGCCGCGAAGGUCAGCUCACGUAAAGAUCAACUAGAGGCGAUGCUGUCAGAGUCGCAGCAGUUCCAUGAUCUAAAGCAGGAGCUGCUUAACUGGAUGUCCAAGAUGGAGGGUCAACUCGACGCCAUGGACCCCGUCAGCGAUAGCGUUGAUGUGCUAAAGAUACAACUGGAAUCCCAAAAGGUUUUCCUGGAAGAGGUAGAGCAGUGGAAAGCAUGCAUUGAUGCGGUUAACGAGUCUGGCGACAAGUUGAUAGCGGACUACAGUGUUGAUGACACGCGUCGUAUCACACAAAUCCUGAAGCACGUAAACGAACGAUGGCAUAGUACAUGCGAUAGGUCUAAGCUGAGAAUCAAUCAAAUUGAAGAGGCUCUGAGGUCCUUACAAGACUAUGAUGGACAAGCAGAUGACUUCAUGCUCUGGGUUGCUACCAUGGAAACGAGACUGGGCUCCAUGGAUACAGAAACUCUCCUAGAAGGUUCCUUAGAAGAUAAGCACGAUGUAAAAGAGCUACUGGAACAACAUAGAGAUUUACAAGCUGAGAUCGAGGCGCAUCACAAUGUCUUCUCGUCCUUGCAAGAUACAGGUUCCCGACUCUUGCAGAGCGAGGACAUCAGUACCGAUGCAGAAAUACUCCAGCAACGGCUUGAUAACAUGAACUGUCGCUGGUCCAGCUUGCAACACAAAUCAGCUGAGAUAAGAAAACGCCUUGAAAACAAUGCAGCUGAAUGGAACAUGCUUUUAAUGGACAUUCAAGAAAUGCUUGACUGGAUAUCAAAGAAAGACACAGAGUUAUCGCAGAAACAGCCAAUAGGAGGCGACUACAACACAGUCCAACAGCAGAAAGAUGAUCAUAAGGUGCUAAGGACCCAAAUUCAAGAUAAGAAACCAGCAGUGGAAAAAUGUUUACAGAAAGGCCGACUAUAUGUUGCAGAUCACGAAAACGCAUCCAUUGAAAAAGCGGAGAACGAUGAAAUCGGGACACCAGAAGAGCAAGCCCAACAAAUAAACAGUAACUUAAAAGACAAAGUAGAAUGUUUGCAAGAGAACUGGAAUCAAUUGCUGAACCGAUCAGAUAACUGGCAAAAACAAAUCGAUGAGAUUUUAAUGAAAAUGCUUGGCUUCCAUCAAGCAAUGGAUGACCUAAGUGCCCGACUCCAUGAAGCUGAAUUAGCCAAAUCACGUUGGCCUGCUGUUAGAGAAUUGAGGGCAGAAAAUAUUAGCCAUCACUUAGAUGAAGCCAAAAAAUUUCAAGAUAGAAUUGUACCUAUCCAAAAAAAUGUUGACCAUGUGACCAAGGUUUCGCAGCAGUUUCCUCCACUUGGGGUCAUGUUAAGCGUGGCUAAUUCAAGUCGAAUGGACGACCUGAUUACUCGAUGGAAACAUUUACAAAUCACGGUAGACGACAGGAUAAAACAUCUGCAAGAUGCUUACAGGGACUUAGGUCCAAGCUCGCAGCAUUUCCUGAAAGUUUCAGUUGAACCACCAUGGGAAAGAGCAACAGCUAGCAAUAAAGUUCCAUAUUUUAUCAAUCAUUCAACAGAAACAACAGAUUGGGACCAUCCAGAUAUGACAAAAUUAUUCAAGUCAAUGGGUGAUCUUAAUGAUGUACGAUUCUCAGCAUAUAGAACAGCAAUGAAAUUAAGGAGACUUCAAAAGACAUUAUGUUUGGAUCUUCUUAACCUGAACAUGGCAGACAAUAUGUUCCAACAGCAUUCUGUUGGGAAUGACAUCGACAGGUUAAUGGAUGUGACAGAAAUGAUAAACUGUUUAGCAGCAAUCUACGAGCAGUUAGCAAGCGACAAUCCCACCCUUGUCAAUCUUCAUGUUGGGGUUGAUCUGUGUCUCAACUGGUUACUCAAUGUUUUUGAUACUGCACGUAGUGGUAAAAUUAGAGUGUUGUCUUUCAAACUUGGAAUUGUAAUGUUAUGCAAAGCUCAUCUUGAGGACAAGUACAGAUAUAUGUUCCGAUCAAUAGCACACCCAGAUGGAUUCGUUGACAAGCGUCGCUUAGGUCUGUUUUUCCAUGAUUCAAUACAGAUCCCGCGGCAACUUGGAGAGGUGGCAGCCUUCGGUGGUAGCAAUAUUGAACCAAGCGUGCGGAGUUGUUUCAAUAUGGCUAACAACAAAGAUAGCAUAGAAGCAGCUCAUUUCUUAGACUGGAUGAAGAGGGAGCCCCAGUCGAUGGUGUGGGUUCCCGUACUUCAUCGUCUCGCUGCUGCUGAAACAGCCAAACACCAAUCCAAGUGCAAUAUCUGUAAAUCCUGUCCAAUCGUUGGCUUCCGAUAUCGCUGUUUAAAGUGCUUCAACUUUGACCUAUGCCAAAACUGUUUCUUUGCGGGAAGAAAAGCCAAAAACCACAAACUCUCACAUCCUAUGCGUGAAUACUGCACUCCAACUACCUCGGGCGAAGAUGUCAAGGAUUUUGCAAAAGUAAUGCGUAACAAAUUUAAAUCGAAGCACUACCAUAAGAAACAUCAGCGCCUUGGUUAUUUACCUGUAAUGACAGUACUAGAGGGAGAUGAUCUGGAAUCGCCAGCAGCCUCACCGCAGUUGAUGGCUAACCAAGAUAUGCACACAAGGCUAGAGUUGUACGCCAGCCGUUUGGCGGAGGUUGAACAGAGUUCUCCCGUACACACGCUUCCCCAUUUGGAGGAUGAACAUCAACUUAUUCAUCAAUACUGUCAAAGUCUAGGAGGGGAUGCUACGGCGAUGCCAAGAAGCCCUGCACAAAUUGUUGUUGCAAUCGAUGCAGAACAGAGAACUGAGCUUCAAACACAGAUAGCAAGUUUGGAAGAUGAAAACAGGAAUCUUCUCGUAGAAUUAGACAGAUUGAAAGAACUGCGGCAAGGAGAAAAUGUAAGUCUCCAUGGAGAUGAAUCCGAUUCAAAGUCGCCAACCCGUGACACUGAGCUAAUAGCUGAGGCAAAGUUGCUGCGGCAACACAAAGGUCGUCUCGAAGCGAGGAUGCAAAUUUUGGAGGAUCAUAAUCGACAGUUAGAAGCGCAACUACAGAGGUUAAGACAAUUACUUGAACAGUCAUUUAAUAAUUGGCAGCCACAAGAUAGGACAUACUCACAAGGUUCCUCAUCUCGCACCUCACCAGCCAUCUCACCCACAUCGUCAGUCGGAUCACUCUCAAGGUCAAAACGUUCUCUCCAGCCAGCUAUCAUCGAACCCGCUAAAAUGAAUGGAGGUCAUACACCGAGUGACAUUGACAGCGAUACUACAGGUGAGGAAUUCGGAUCAUUGUCUCCACGAUCACUACACCAUUUCAAAGAUGAUUCAAAAGAUGUCUCCCCAAAGAAACCAGUAAAACAGUCGACAAAAGCGAGGAAAGUAGACUUGGAUGAAGUUAUCCGAGAGCUCAACAAUUUUCCAGAUGAAAAGUCAAAAGUUUCAGGUUCAAGUAGUGUCGGGGAUCUGUUCCACAUGGCGGAUAAUAUUGGUAAAGCCGUUGGUACGCUGGUCACAGUGAUGACCGAUGAAGAAGCCAAUAUUACCGACAUUGACCAUCAAGAAAACUAGGGAACAAAAAGAAGAAAAUUAUCAAUUUCUCAUUGAAUAACAUUUAUGUCAAUAUUUUGACCUUUGAAAAGUUUUCUUUCAAAUGUGUCACAUUUAAAAAUCAUUACUUAAUCAGAUACCAAAGUAUUCAUUAAUUACUUAAUUAACUAUGUUUUUAUUUUAUUGUUGGAGCAAUUAUGAUUUGAAAAUGAGAAAGUCCAUUAUUUUGUUUGUAAUUAUUUAACUUAUAAAAAUAGUUUUUAGGAAAGGCAUAGCAACAGUAUUAAAAAGAAAUGUUGAUUAUAUUUUGUGCUUAAUGCAUUUUAUUGCAUUGAUGUUAUGACAAUGUAUAUAACAAAAUUGCUUCCCUCUGAUAGACAAAAGGAUCUAAAGUAUCACCAUAGAAACUUAAUAUUGAUCAACAUUCCUUAAAGUACUUUGAUAAAUAUUUGUUUAAAUAAUGCAUUGACCAAUCAGGAUUCAAACGCAACACCCUCUAUACUUUACCAACUAUAUGGCCAUGGAUUUUUUUUUUCUGAUGACCAGAACAUUAAAAGUUUGACGGCCAAUAAUCCCAACUUAAUAUAAGAUAGGUAUUUUUAAUUUUAUCCAUUUGUAACAUGUUGAUUUAUUUUCUUUCUAUAUUACUUUGCUUUGAAUAAUAUAAAAUAUUUAAGUAUUGCAUACCUGAAUUUUUAUUGGAAAAAAUGAUAGUACCAAUGUUUUGUAUUUUCCCAUAGUGAUUUUCUUGAAUUUCAAUUGCGAGAAUAAAGGUAUCAAAAAUUCUGCAUGAUUUUGUUAUUUAUGAACUUUAGCUGAAUUUGUUGGGAAUACCUGUAGCUUAUAGUUUGGGAUUUGAAAUACUAAGUGAACUACCUAACUGCAAUUAUAGGAUAGCAUCUAAAGGUAUAUAAAAUUGCUUUAAGAGACUUCAAAAUUAUUUGCUAUUAUAUUUUUUAAUUUGCAUGUUGCGUAGUAAUUAUUACUGUUAUUUAGUUUAUAAAUACAUUAUUUAUGUUAAGUUUAAUACACCUUUAUAAUUAAAUAUAUAACAAUUAAAGCAUUUAUUAAUUGAUGCAAUUGUAUUAUAUUAUCCUCAGUUGGAUAUUGCAGAAAUAUUUUUUUUAUAUGUAUAAUAUUCACAGUUAUUUACAAUUGUGCCUCAUUUUCCCUGUUGUGUAUACCGAUGCUAUUUAGCAUUUUAAUACAUUAUUUAUACAUAUACUAAGCACCCAGAUAAUGUGUUGUUUUUUUUUUUAUUUAUUUACUUUUACAAUUACACUGAUUAUCAUUAAUCAAUGUCAUACAUAUAACAUAUCUUUACUGAUUAUUUUAAAAUUUAUUGAUUAUAUACAGAUAUCUAUUGGUUUUGAAAUUGAUGUUAAUUAUCAAUAAUAGAUAUCAACUGAGUAUCAAUAAUAGAUAUCGAUAAUCAAUAAUAUGUCUAUUGAUUAUCACAUUUAUGAUAGAUUUUCUGAAGUAGGUAUCAAUUUCUUAUUGAUUUGAUAUCAAUUUUAACAAUCAAGUAGUAAAUAUCAGUUGAUUAUCAUAUAUUGUGUGUGAUAACAUAUUGAUUAUAAUAAUAUAUUUAUUAUUGGUAAUAGAUAUUGGUUAUUUGCUAUCAAUUGAUUACCAAUAAUAAACUUUUAGUAUACUAUGUAUUCUUUGUAAUAAUAAUAUACAGUUAUAUA